Messenger RNA from Conger conger (European conger), 1725 nucleotides. It is a transcript of the gene cep44, whose product is annotated as centrosomal protein 44. Gene Ontology annotation, cellular component: spindle pole; centrosome. The coding region runs from base 584 to 1684 and encodes 366 amino acids. NCBI's taxonomy places the organism in Eukaryota, Metazoa, Chordata, Actinopteri, Anguilliformes, Congridae. The record is from RefSeq and is a predicted model, not a curated record. The transcript has 11 exons.
GAAGCCAAACAACAACUUUUGCAGGAAUAGUUAUCCUUCUUUUAUCGGUUUCAAGAACCAGUCAUAUUAACUAAACGAAGUAUCAAAUGUUCUCGGGUCACCUCCCUUCCAGAAAGAAGCCGCACAGUGACACGAAAAGCUUUAAUCUCCCCCCUAUCAGUCCUUUUUUGUGCUUCCCCUACUCCUCCUCCAGCCGCUGCCUCGUAACACACGCACUGUUGUCGAGUUUGACGUCUCUUGUUGUUGGUGGAAAUGACGUAGCUACAACCGAGAGUAAAUGCAUCUGGCUAAUGGGCUAACCACUUUGGGAAAAUCCACAGAAUGUCUUAAAUGUGUUUGGCACUCGCUAUUUAUGUUUGUAAUACGCGUUUAAUUAAUAUCUUUUCUUUUUUUAUUAGUAAAAUGACUGAUUGUAAGAUAGCUUUUCUAGAUAGCGAUCGCGUGUAGGCCUGAAUGUGCUUCUUCAAAUCAACAGAAAGAUUUUUCUUGCGACCAAUCGCGGCAUUCCCUACAAUUUAGCCGGUAAAAACAAAAGAGGGAACUGCCAAACGUUUAUGCAUUGACAUUUUCGUGAGUUGUAACUAUGGCAACUGGCGAUUUGAGAGGAUGCCUGCGGAAAUUUGAACUUCAUCUAAGAUCCUUGAAGUACCCCAGAGAAGUUGAUUACGUCGGUUUGGCCAAAGGUGAUCCCUCAUCUUUUUUGCCAGUUAUGAAUUACACAUUCCUAUCCUAUUCUUCAUAUCUUGCUGAAGAUCUCAUAGGGUUUGGAGUAGAACUUGCUGGAAAGAAUGACGUACGAUUUCUUGAAGCCGUCUACAAGGUGCUGCGGGAUCUCUUCAGAUAUAAGCCACUUUUAACUAAGGAGCAGUUUCUGCAGUUGGGCUUUGCCGAGCGGAAGAUUGGCAUCGUCUGUGACAUCAUCGGCUUUGUGACUGAGAGGCACAAAGUGCUGUCUAAAAAUUGCAAGACGAGGAAGUCCCGUUUGCCAAGGUCUAACCACCAAGCCGUACCGGAGGGCCCUCUGUUUGAGGCUGAAUCUGUGAAACCCACAGUCCUGGCAGCUCCUCCUCAGCCCCUGGUAGAGAGGCACAUGGGUGGCCCGGUGGCAUUUGUGUCCUGCUCCUCCUCUGAAGAGCUAUCCUGUGAGGAGCAGGAGGGGGAGGACGAGGAAGAGGAUGACGAUGAAGAUAAGCUCUCAACAGAGUUUUAUGCAUCCAGAGUGGAGAGGAGACUGCAGGCUCUGGAGGCCCAGGUCCUGGAGUACCAGAGGAAGCUGGAGACGCUGUCCCUGAUGGAGGCCAGGAUCAAGCGCCUGGAAUCGGACACGGCUGGGAAGAUCAUCAUCAACCGGCAGGACUGGGACAACCUGGAGAGCCGUGUGCUGCUGUUGGAGACCAGGCUAACGCUAAGCUCAUCACAGAAACCCUCAACGCCUGCCCGUGAAACCGAAAACAUUGCCCGAGAAGUUACAACAGUUGGAGAACCAGCCGAGACCGGCCCGCAGUCACCGCGGAGCCCCCCCGGCAGAGGGCCGGACGCUCCCGGCCCGCCCGCCGCGGCCGCCAUCAAUCCCUUUGUUUUGACAGCGCUUCCAAAGGAGAGUAUUAAAGAGCGACUGGAAAGAAUAGCCUCUAUGAUGAAUGAAACAUCCAGCCUUCUGAGAAGCACAGAGCCUUCAAUGUAAAUAUGUUUGUUUUAUCCUUGUUGUGCAACUAAAUGUCUGAG